AUGAGGUUCGGCGUCCAAGUGUCCAGCCCGCUCGUCGCCAUCGGGGCUUCGCAGUUUGCGUUAAGUCUGUUACAGGUGGUUUUCAUGUUCUUCUACGUGAAGGUCUACCUGAACGUGUUCCACGUCUCCCAGUGGUGGUUCAACGUCGCCCAAGCGCUGUUUAUGGUCUGGAAUGCCGUGAAUGACCCCUUAUUCGGGUAUCUACAAGACAGCAACACUGGGUGGAUGCGCUCGCGGACGGCCGUUUUGACGCGGUUUUCCCCGUUUUUGUGUGGAUCAUUCGUUCUUUUAUGGUUUCCCUGGGAUAUCAGCGGCUCGUGGCUUGAAGGGCUUCAUCUCAUCUGCGCCCUCUUCCUCUACGAUGCGUUCUUUAGUGCGAUGGGCGUCUCUUGGGCAGCGCUGUUCGCCGACAGCACAAAAGAUGCCCGAUCCAGGGCUGCAGCCAUGAAAUAUUCACAGAUGGCGAUUCUCGGCUCGGUGAAUGGGAUCGCGAUCAUGGAGAAGGCCAGCCACAGCUUGGAGAACUUUUCCGCCUUUCAAACGGGCGCGAUUCUGAUGGCGCUGCUCGCGCUUUUCUGCCUGCUCAGCGCCGGAAGUUAUCGGCCGACGCUGCCGAUUUCUAGGGAAAAAGAUGACGAGGAAAGGCUUCUAAAUGGAGAUGAAGCCGCAAUUUCCGAGCACGAACCGGUUAACUUGAGCCACGCCUUCGAGUUGACACGCCAAACCGUUCGCCAGCACGACUUCCUUUUCAUCAUCGCCACCAAUUUUAUACAUAUUAUGAGAAGCGUCGCCCACCUGAACUUUGCAUCGAUCACGACGGAAAUCCUCGUCCCGCAGGACAUCUUGCCGCGCGGCAGCCUGAAGCUCAGCGUUUUCUACGGCUUUUGCACUCUGGGACCGCAGCUGAUCAUCAUCGCGCUCGAAAAGGUGGUGGUCAGGGUCGGCGCGGGGAGGCUGCUGCUUUUUAGCUAUCUCGUCUCCGCCAUCACUGCCAUCUGCUUCUCAUUCUUCUCCGGCUGGCCCUACAUUGUCAUGCUUUUCAUGCUCAUUGAUGCAAUCACCGUCCACUCGGCCGCCCCGUUGUUCAACAUCAUCAUCUCGGACUACAUUGACGAGGACACGAAGCGGUAUUCCAGACGCUCGCCGAUCUCGUCGUUCGUCUUCUCGCUGAACGCCCUCUUCACCAAGCCCGCCCAAUCCGUCGCUCCGGUGCUGAUCGUGCAGCUGCUCAACGCUUAUGGAUAUCAGGCCUACCUCGUCGACAAACUUUCAACUGAGGCGCUCCGCGCCGCAGUUCAAUACGUGCUCUACGGCACGCCACUGGUCCUCGGUGCCCUCCAAUAUUGUGUCUUCUCCCGUUACUCUCUUAUGCACAAACCCUCCAAAGAACUUGUUCCAUUCGCCACCCUGUCGCUCGGUGUCGGCGCCAUUUCGUGGGUGGCACCAAAAAGACGUGUUUUUGACGCUCGACCACCACCUCUACGAAGCCUACAUGCGGCUGUGUCUCUUCUUGUUUUCGAGAACUGGUCAAGUGUCCAGAUUUCUCUCUACGGUGAUGUCGAACAAUUGAAGAGCGCCCGAGAACGAGCGGUGAUAAUGUCGAAUCAUCAGUCUAAUGUCGACUGGGCGGUGAUCAUGGGACUAGCGGCCCGUCAAAAAGACAACGAGCGCGGCUUCCGCGUCAUGGUCAAGCACGCCAUCCACUAUGUGCCCUUGUUUGGGUGGUACAUCUUUCAACACGGCUACAUCUACGUACGUCGAUUCGGGGAGUUUGUCAGCACGCCCGUGCGCAGGCAGCUGCAUUUUUUGGAUGGCCUACCGGAGCCCUAUUGGCUGCUGAUUUUCCCGGAAGGCACGAGAUUCACAGCCAAAAGGCCGAAGCUGAUCGAGGCGAGCCAGCAAUUCUGCGAGAAAGAGGGAAUGCCAAAACUCUCCCACGUACUCACGCCCCGCGUAGGAGGACUGCACCUCGCCCGGGAGCACCUGAAAAGCCUGGACGCCGUCUACGAUGUUACGAUAGGAUACGGGCAGACUAGGCUUCCCGGUCGUACCGGAAUCGCGCCCGGAAUGUUUGAGUACGUUUGCGGAGCCCAGGGGCGUCGUCUAUGUGUCCAUAUUAAAAGAUUUCCGGUCUCCGAGGUGCCGACCGAUAAGCAGGCGUUGAAGGCGUGGCUUUAUCAGCGAUACCAGGAGAAAGACAGGUUACUGACGCAAUUCGAAGAAACGGGCGAAUUCCCGGAUGUCGUCUCUGCCGACGAGCCCACCCUCUCCAUAGCCAAAACGCUGCCAUCGACGAUAUUCUUUGUGGCGGCGCUGGCGGCCCCGUUAUUUUCGACAAAGGUCCGUACCACGUACCUGUGCACAAUCGCCUCGUUCCCGUUGCUGAUCGGAUGGCUUCACCUGCGAAAAUGCGUC
Molecule: messenger RNA, 2415 nt
Organism: Mesorhabditis spiculigera
Lineage: Eukaryota; Metazoa; Nematoda; Chromadorea; Rhabditida; Rhabditidae
Source: the annotation of a GenBank genome assembly